AUGUUUGCAAAUUUUAAGGAACCAACAGACAGAUUGUUGGUGGGACAAAACUCUGAGUCAAAAUCUUCUACUAGAGAGUUGAAAGUAGCAUCUGAGGUUGUUAAAGAAGUUAAAAGGCUCAAAAAGAAGCUCGGGCAGUAUAUGAAGAACUGUAGUUCAUGUUCUCUGUUAAUGAUUUUCGAGGCCAAGAAACAAGUACAUAAGUACUUUGGACAAUCAAAACGUAUAAGGAUAGUUUUUAGUACUAGUUCUUCUACUACUACUACUAUUCAAGUCAAUGCAAGUGAUAGACUAAAGAUGAAAGUAGAAUCUUCUUCACCAUCUCAAAAUAGAAAGAAGAAGAAAGCUGAGAAAGCUGCUGCUGUUGCUUCCUCUUCACGAUCACAAAAUAGGAAGAAAGCUAGCUUUGUUGCUUCUUCAACAUCUCAGGAUAAGAAGAAAACUAGUGUUGCUGUUGCUGUUGCUGCUUCUGAUGAUGAUGGUUUUACUGACACUAUAAUUUCUUGGUCUCUUAAUGAUGUUUUCAAUCAUAGCCUUUUCACCAACAAGGUGGAAAAGCUUCCUGCAUCAUUUCAAUCAGUUGAGCAUUAUUUGAGGUCUUAUGUCAACCCUAUAUUGGAAGAAACUCGAGCAAAAUUGCACUCAAGUAUGGAAAUGAUACAUCGAGCACCUUUUGCUGAAGUAAAGUCUUUCGAAGAAGCUAAACCAAAUGGGAAAAAUAUAUACCAAGUUCGAGUUAAUUCUUGGAUAAACAACUUUAGUAAUGGUGGCAAGGAAUCUUACAAGACUUUUCCUGGUGACAUUUUUGUUCUAGCAAAUGGUAAACCAGCAAAUGUUAGUGAUUUACAAAGAGUAGGCAUGUCAUGGACUUUUCUAUCUCUGGUUGGUACCAAUGGGGGUGUAAAUACCACUCAGUUCAAAGUCAAGGCAUCAAAAGAGUUUAAGGAUGAGGCUCUGAAGCAAUCAUCAUCGCUCUAUGUCAUUUUCUUGGUGAAUGUAAUCUCUCACAUAAGAAUAUGGGAAGCAUUGCACAUGACACCCAAUCUUAAGAUGAUUCAUAAAGUUUUAUGCAAUGGUUCUGGGGUAAGCUUUCAAGACUUUUGAUGUAUUCUUCAUUUGUAUUAUAACAUUCCUUUAGUACAGUUCGUUUAAGAAAAGGUGUAAUUGGUGCUAAAAACUCUAACUCACUCUUUCUAAUGCUCAAACUUAGCUAAUAAUUCUAUUUAGCUCAAUAUUAUUCGAGUUAUUAGUCACAUUUCUCAUUCUACCCUUAAAAACACUACUUAGGAGUUUAGGGUAAAAAAAAAAAAAACUCCUCACUUUAAAUCAAUUUCUAACGCCAGCUACAUCGGAUAUGUCAUUCUUUACAACUCACUCGAAAAUGCAUUCUUAAUUCCUUUUAUGGAUAUGUCAUGAGUAAGGGAGUUUUAGCGAUUUUCUUUGUUUCCCAACUACAAAAUAUAUAUACUUUUUGCUAGUGAUUUUCUUGGUCUUAUACAAGAGCAAUAUGGUACUAUAUGGAAAUGGCUGGAGUGCUUACAUAAACUGGGGAGAAAAUUAUUCAGAAUGCUUGCAUAUUGGUUGAAAAGAUUGGAAAGCCACUUGAGUUAGAUGGUACAGAUGGUAUCUGGUGUGCAUUUCCUGGACUUUUCCAGAGAAUUUUACUUUCAAAACUAAGUAUGUAUAACUCUUAGUAUCAUCUUAGUAGUACAAAGGCCAUGAGUUUGAGCAAUUUUUGGGGUGCAUU
Humulus lupulus (European hop) is the source of this 1747-nucleotide messenger RNA. RefSeq lists its product as uncharacterized. The record is from RefSeq and is a predicted model, not a curated record. The transcript has 5 exons. The coding region runs from base 1 to 1104 and encodes 367 amino acids. NCBI's taxonomy places the organism in Eukaryota, Viridiplantae, Streptophyta, Magnoliopsida, Rosales, Cannabaceae.